CCAAUACUAAUCAUUUUAAUAAAACUGGAAUAUUAAGCACACAAAGCAAAAUGUUGGAUCGAUGUGAAAUGCCGGUUCAGAUCGACAACGACAAAUGUCGUCGUGAUCGUGAUGCACGUCUCUCCAAUUCACGUAUCGAUUUACCAAAUCUCUGCAGUAAUGGCACAACACGUGGCUCAUCCCGCAACAAUCAUCAUCACUCGAAUGGCCAUCAUCAUACAUCACAAAUGCAACAACAGCAAAGUUCACAUCGCAGUCCAUCGAAUGGCAAUCUAAAUAACAAUAAUAACAACAGCAAUAGCAACAAUAAUAAUAACAACAACAAUAAUCUAGGUUCACCCGUCUCUUCAAAUACCGUGUCGUCACAUGGCAAUUCAUCAAGCGGUGAACGGGGUUCGUCAACAAAGUCGAACAGCAGUACGGGUAGUGCCAAUUCAGGCAGAGAUGAAAUGAAAUGUAUAACACCGAUGACACCAUCAGAACUUGUUAAAAAAUACAGUAACUAUUUAACUGACAUGGAAUUCGAAGAGCUCAAAGUCUACAAGGAAAUUUGGUAUUUUGGUCAAAAUGCCAAUAAGAAUUACUCCAAUAAGCCAGCCGCUUCCACUACCAAUUCGGGUUAUGAUGAUGAAUUGGGAAAUUAUAAAAUUAUUGAACAUGAUCACAUCGCCUUUCGUUAUGAAAUACUCGAAAUAAUUGGUAAGGGUAGCUUUGGCCAGGUCAUACGCGCCUUGGAUCACAAAACCAAUACCCAUGUGGCCAUAAAAAUCAUACGCAAUAAGAAACGUUUUCUCAAUCAGGCUGUGGUUGAAUUGAAUAUAUUGGAUGAGUUGCGUGAAAAGGAUGCCGAUGGAUCUCAUAAUGUUAUACACAUGUUGGAUUAUAUGUAUUUUAGGAAACAUUUGUGUAUCACUUUUGAAUUAAUGAGUCUUAAUUUAUAUGAGCUGAUCAAGAAGAACAACUACAAUGGCUUUAGCAUGAGUCUAAUUCGUCGCUUUUGCAAUUCCAUUGUAAAAUGCCUGCGCCUGUUGUAUAAAGAGAAUAUUAUACACUGUGAUCUCAAACCGGAAAACAUACUCCUUAAACAGCGUGGCAGCAGCUCAAUAAAGGUCAUUGAUUUUGGCAGCUCAUGUUAUGUCAAUCGCAAAGUCUACACCUACAUCCAAUCGAGAUUCUAUCGUUCACCCGAAGUCAUAUUGGGUCUGCAAUAUGGCACUGCCAUUGAUAUGUGGAGUUUAGGUUGCAUUCUUGCCGAACUUUACACCGGCUUCCCCUUGUUCCCCGGCGAAAAUGAAGUCGAACAGCUAGCCUGCAUUAUGGAAAUACUUGGACUGCCGCCAAAAGAUCUCAUUGCCACAGCUACCAGACGUCGUCUGUUCUUCGAUUCACGUGGUGCCCCGCGUUGCGUGACAAAUUCGAAGGGUCGCAAACGCACCCCCGGCACCAAAAACCUCUCCCAGGUGUUGGUAUGUCAAGAUCGUCAUUUCAUUAAUUUCCUUUAUCGUUGUCUGGAAUGGGAUCCUGCGGAGCGUAUGACCCCCGAUGAGGCCGCUCAUCACGAGUUCUUGCAACCAUCUUCGUCUUCCCGUCAUCGUUCGUGUCGCAUGUCAACAUCAUCAUCCACCGGUGGACUCAAUUCAUCCUCGCAGAAAUCAUCGUGUUACAGUUUUGCCGAUAUCUCACCCUCGGCCGCGAAUGGCGGUGGCAGCGGUCCCGUUGUGGCCUCCAUUACCAGCACCACAACCGUUAGCAAUGCUGCCAUCACCACCACAACCAACAAAUCGACACGCUCCACAAACAUACCCCACAUGACCACAUCAACUACCAAUGGGGGCAGUGGCAGCCAUCAUCAUGUCUCCACAUCACUGCAUCCCACACAUGCUCAGUCCUCAGGUCAUUUACCCGACAUUAAGCUAUCGGCUGGUGAUAAGUACAAUAGCAUGCAAAAAAUGGCUGUGCGUUCGAAGAUAACAUCAUCGGUAUCAGAUCUCGAAUCCGUGCAACAAUAUUCGUUGCAUCGUCUCUACGGAACCACAGGUGGUUCCAAUGGCACCCUAGUGGGUGGUCACAGCAAUUCACAUCUUACACAAUCUGCAUCACGUAAACACUUGAUAACCGGUACCGUGGGUUCAACAUCAUCGAUCAAAUACGGCGGCAUUGCCACACUGGGUCAUACCCAUCACAAUGGUCAUCAUGUGCCGCAAUUGAAUGGCUCCUCGCAUCAUACCACAGCCUCGAAUAACAAUAUCAAUAUGUCACAUUCGCAAUCGACUGGCGAUGUGUCGGCCAUUUUCGGACGUGCUUGACUUCGUGCCCGAC
Messenger RNA from Musca vetustissima, 2319 nucleotides. It is a transcript of the gene Dyrk2, whose product is annotated as dual specificity tyrosine-phosphorylation-regulated kinase 2. Gene Ontology annotation, cellular component: nucleus. Gene Ontology annotation, molecular function: protein serine/threonine/tyrosine kinase activity; protein serine/threonine kinase activity; ATP binding. The record is from RefSeq and is a predicted model, not a curated record. Gene Ontology annotation, biological process: peptidyl-threonine phosphorylation; peptidyl-serine phosphorylation. The transcript is spliced from 7 exons. Bases 51 to 2306 code for a protein of 751 amino acids. NCBI's taxonomy places the organism in Eukaryota, Metazoa, Arthropoda, Insecta, Diptera, Muscidae.